AUGCUCGGUGGUCCCAUCCGCCGCAUGGCCGUUCCCAUCCAUGGCCGCGACGGGCGAGCCUGGUCCGUGCUUUCAGGCCGUCCCGUGGACGACAUAAGCGCCGUAGAGGAUGGAUGGACGCCGUGGUCCAGCUCCGAGAUCGACAGUUGGAUGCGGUGGUCGAGUGCAUCAACGCUGUGGUCUACUGAUCUGGCGACUAGCACUGAUCUGCUUCCUCUAUGUUGGGGAUUAAAGACGCCGGAGCUAGACCUUGGCGCUCUCCUCCCCGAGGACUUCCUCAACCGUACCAAGGGCACGAGCCUCUUCAUCAAGCCGUGGGCGCCGCAGCGCGACGUGCUGGCGCACGACGCCAUUAGUGGGUUCAUCACACACCGCGGAUGGAACUCCAUCUUAGAAUUGGUCAUGGCCAGCGUGCCCUUGCUGGCGUGGCCACUCUACGCGGAGCAGCGGAUCAACAAGGUGUUCCUAGAGAAGGAGUUGGGCCUGGCCGUGGCGGUGGAAGGGUACGACAAGGAUGUGGUCGAAGCCGACCAAGUGGCUUCCAACGUGAGAUGGAUUGUGGACUCUAAGGGCGGGAGACUCCUCCGAGAGCGGACGCUGGCGGCCAUGCGGCAGGUUAAGAAGGAGAUGCGCCAUGGCAGGGAAUCAGAUGUGACAUUGGCACGGCUGGUGGACAUGUAUUGUGGGUGGGCUUGUAUGAGCAGGUGA
Molecule: messenger RNA, 708 nt
Organism: Lolium perenne
Lineage: Eukaryota; Viridiplantae; Streptophyta; Magnoliopsida; Poales; Poaceae
Source: RefSeq, a predicted model, not a curated record